Leptonychotes weddellii (Weddell seal) is the source of this 902-nucleotide messenger RNA. Lineage: Eukaryota; Metazoa; Chordata; Mammalia; Carnivora; Phocidae. The record is from RefSeq and is a predicted model, not a curated record.
AUGGCCAACACAGCUGUGUCUGAGUUCCUGAGGGAAGACCUCAAUUACCAUGACCCGACAGUGAAACACAGCACCUUCCAUGGUGAGGAUAAGCUCAUCAGUGUGGAGGACCUGUGGAAGGCAUGGAAGUCUUCAGAAGUGCUCUGGAGUGGGAAGCCUUCACACAGGAGGGGAUGCAGUGGAGUCUGCAAGGCUGAGCGUGCAGUGGGCAACUGUUUCACUAUGGCUUCCUCUUUGGCAGUGACCCGCCAUAAUCACCUCAAGGACUUCAUGCUGGUGGUGUCUAUAGUUAUUGGUGUGGGCGGCUGCUGGUUCGCCUACAUCCAGAACCGGUACUCAAAGGAGCACAUGAAGAAGAUGAUGAAGGAUCUGGAGGGGUUACACCGAGCUGAGCAGAGUCUGCAUGACCUUCAGGAAAGGCUGCACAAGGCCCAAGAGGAGCACCGCACAGUGGAGGUGGAGAAGGUCCAUCUGGAGAAGAAGCUGCGUGAUGAGAUCAACCUUGCCAAGCAGGAAGCCCAGCGGCUGAAGGAGCUGCGGGAGGGUACGGAGAAUGAGCGGAGCCGCCAGAAAUACGCCGAGGAGGAGCUGGAGCAGGUCCGGGAGGCCCUGAGGAAAGCAGAGAAGGAACUGGAAUCACACAGCUCAUGGUAUGCUCCAGAGGCCCUUCAGAAGUGGCUGCAGCUGACACACGAGGUGGAGGUGCAAUACUAUAACAUCAAGAAGCAAAACGCCGAGAAGCAGCUGCUGGUGGCCAAGGAGGGGGCUGAGAAGAUAAAAAAGAAGAGAAACACACUCUUUGGCACCUUCCAUGUGGCCCACAGCUCUUCCCUGGACGACGUGGAUCACAAAAUCCUAACUGCAAAGUAAGUAGCACCUGCUGCCCGGCUCUGGCGAUGCCC